This is a messenger RNA of Impatiens glandulifera, 2658 nucleotides long. Its product is annotated as nucleolar protein 10. The transcript has 17 exons. The record is from RefSeq and is a predicted model, not a curated record. Lineage: Eukaryota; Viridiplantae; Streptophyta; Magnoliopsida; Ericales; Balsaminaceae. Gene Ontology annotation, cellular component: small-subunit processome; nucleus; 90S preribosome. Gene Ontology annotation, biological process: maturation of SSU-rRNA from tricistronic rRNA transcript (SSU-rRNA, 5.8S rRNA, LSU-rRNA). Bases 237 to 2462 code for a protein of 741 amino acids. Gene Ontology annotation, molecular function: protein binding.
CUUCUCCAGCAGGGGUGGCAGCGGCUCUUUCUUCCCCACCAAACUAUUUACAAAAAAAUUAGUUUUGUAAACCUCCAUCGAAAGCUAACAAUCUCGCCACUGGACGUCCACCGUAGAACAUUGGACAAUCCUCCGCCGUUCGAAGAACCUAGAACCAUCCGAAGGGGAAGUGAAACGCACCAGGCAAAUACACUAUCUUUCUAACUCUAGAGUGAGUUGGGUGUUCAUUAUUAAAGAUGGCGAACCAUGGAGGUAACCUCAAGGGUGCCUCCACAAAUGGAGUCAAGAUGUACUCUGUUACUGGUAAUCGUUCAGUGGCAACUUGGUUACCUCCUAAAAAGCUUAGAGCUCUUCGCAAAGACAAUGAUUAUCAGAAAAGAGUGGAAUUGGUCCAGGACUUGAAGUUUGAAAUUGCUACUAGCAGAAUAAAGGCUAGUCCUGAUGGAGAAUUUCUUAUUGCAUCAGGCAUUUAUCCCCCGCAGGUCAAAGUGUAUGAAUUAAGAGAACUGUCUCUAAAGUUUGAAAGACAUUUGAUUUCAGAGAUAGUUGAUUUUGAGAUAUUAUCCGAUGACUACUCAAAGAUUGCAUUUCUUUGUGCUGACCGUUCUGUUAACCUGCAUGCAAAAUAUGGAAGUCACUAUAGUUUACGUAUUCCGAGAAUGGGAAGAGAUCUUGCUUAUGAUAGCUGGUCGUGUGAUUUGUUGUGUGCUGCAUCUUCCCCAGAUCUUUACAGGAUAAACUUGGAACAGGGGCGCUUUUUGUCCUCCAUCAGUACUCAAUCUCCUGCACUAAAUGUUGUGGCUCGAAGUAAGCUUCAUGGUUUAGUAUCAACUGGUGGUGAUGAUGGUGCUGUGGAAUGUUUUGAUAUGAGAGUACGAUCAUCUGUUGGAAGGAUAAAUGCUGUAGAUGAGGAGGUAACUGCAAUUCAGUUUGAUGGUGGCUACCAAAUGGCUGUUGGAAGCAGUGUUGGAAAGGUAUUGCUUUAUGAUUUGCGUUCUUCUCGUCCUUUCCGCACGAAGGAUCACAUGCUUGGAAGCCCAAUAGUGGAUAUCAAAUGGCAUCAAACCCUCAACUACGAGCAUCCUAAGUUGAUCACUGCAGAUAAACUUAUUGUCCGAAUUUGGGACCCUGAAACGGGAGAAGACAUGACCAAUAUUGAACCAACCGCAGGAUCAAUAAAUGAUGUUUGCAUUUUUAAUGGAAGUGGAUUGGUGUUAUUAGGUCUCGACUGCAAUCAGAUACCAUCUUAUUUUAUCCCGAGUCUUGGUCCUGCUCCAAAGUGGUGUUCUUAUCUGGAAAAUCUUACGGAAGAGUUGGAGGAGAGCGCAGAAGCCACUAUUUAUGAUAAUUUUAAAUAUGUAACCAGAGAAGAACUUGAAGAAUUGAACUCAACAAAUUUGAUUGGCACCGAUUAUUUAAGAGCUUACAUGCAUGGUUUCUUUAUGGAUUACCGUUUGUAUAAAAAGGCUAAAGAUAUCGCAGCUCCAUUUAACAAAGAUGCUUAUAUAGAGCAGAGAAAACGAGAGAAGAUAGAAGCAUUAAGCACCUCUCGGAUUACGAUUAAGAGGAAACUUCCAAAAGUUAACCGAGAUUUAUACUCUCGCCUGCAUGAGAAUGAUGAACCUGUGGAAGAAAAUAAGGAUGUAGAUGGUACUAAUACUGAUGUUAAGAGAUCUUCCAAGAAAAGAAAAGGACUAAACAGUGAUAUCGUCAAGGAUGAUCGUUUCAACUCAAUAUUUGAAAACAAGGACUUUGAAAUUGACGAAAUGUCGCAAGAGUAUAUGGCUUUGCAUCCAAUGGGAUCUACAAAGCAGCAGUCAUCUUCUUUAGUUGAAGAACAUUUUGAGCCAAUCAUGGAAGAAGAUGAGGAUCAGGCCACUAGUGACGAAGACGACGAUGAUGAUAAUGGUGAUGGAUUGAAAAAGAAAUCUCGGCAACCAAGAUUGUAUGAAGUGAAGGACGAGAGGCAUGCAGAAGCUUUCUAUAACCGUGUUUCACUUUCGAAAGAAGACGCACUUCCAAUGGGAGAAAGAGUGGCGGCUUUGAAUAAGGGACAGAACUGGAAGCGUAAUGCUGAUGAAGUUAAAAUGGGAGCGGGAGGAUCAAGGGAGAUAUCUUUUGUUUCUAAAAGCUCAGCUAGGUAUAAGGAACACGACGACGAUGACAUGAUGGAUGACAGACGCGAGAAAAGAGGAGUAAAAUCAUUGGGUCUUAAAUCAGAAAAGCUACCUUAUGGUGGUGGUGGUAGAGGUCAUCGUGGUGGAAGAGGCCGAAGCAGCAGUGGUGGUGGAGGUAGAGGCCGAGGAGGCGGUGGUGGUGGAGGAAGAGGCGGCGGUUUUGGUGGUGGAGGAAGAGGUGGCGGUUUUGGUGGUGGAGGUAGAGGUGGCGGUUUUGGUGGCGGAGGAAGAGGCAGAGGUGGUGGGAGAAGGGGUGGUGGUGGUAGAGGCAGAGGGAGGCAUUAACUGUUUAUUUUGAUGGCUAAGCACUAUAGUAUUGUUGUAAGCAGAAAACAGUUCUUAUAUCUUUUUGUUUGUGGACAGAUUGAGCAUUAUUUAAGGUUUAUUUUGUUUGUGUCAAAAUUUUGAUAGUGGAAUGAAAGGAAAACAUUGACAAGUAUUUGCUUAACUUGAAAUGGGUUAUUUUAAUCCCACUACCUUG